Opisthocomus hoazin is the source of this 1284-nucleotide messenger RNA. Lineage: Eukaryota; Metazoa; Chordata; Aves; Opisthocomiformes; Opisthocomidae. The record is from RefSeq and is a predicted model, not a curated record.
AUGCAUUUUACCAGCCCGCUUAUCCCACGUUUUCACUAUUCCGCUCGUACCGGCGAAAAGGCCGGACGAAGCCAUUUACGAUCCUGGGCGGUUGUCGCUGAUUUCACACAUCAUGCCCACUCUGCCUCAUUGUCGGCGGUAGCAGUGAAUAACAGAUACGUGGUCACUGGGAGCAGAGAUGAGACAAUCCAGAUCUAUGACAUGAAAAAGAAGAUAGAACACGGGGCGCUGCUACAGCACAAUGGCACAAUAACUUGUUUGGAGUUCUAUGGUACUGCACAUCUACUGAGUGGGGCUGAAGAUGGACUAAUUUGUAUCUGGAACACAAAGAGAUGGGAAUGCCUGAAAUCCAUUAAGGCACAUAAGGGGCACGUGACAUCUCUUUCUAUUCAUCCUUCUGGGAAAUUGGCUUUGUCAGUAGGAACAGAUAAAACAUUAAGAACUUGGAAUCUUGUAGAAGGACGAUCAGCCUUUAUCAAAAACCUGAAGCAGAAUGCCCACAUAAUCAAAUGGUCCCCUGAUGGAGAGAGGUAUGUGACCGUGAUAACAAAUAAAGUGGACAUCUACAGACUUGACACAGCUUCCAUCACUGGCACUAUCACAGCAGAGAAGAGAAUUUCUUCACUUAUAUUUAUCACAGAUUAUAUCCUUGCCAUAGCUGGAGAUGAUGAAAUGAUAAGGUUGUACAGCUGUGACUCUCAAAAAUGCGUGUGUGAAUUUAAAGCUCAUGAAAACAGAAUAAAAGAUAUCUAUAGUUUUGAAAGAGAAGAGCAACAUGUCAUUGUUACUGCAUCCAGUGAUGGUUACAUUAAAAUGUGGAGUCUGGAUCUUAAUAAGACUAAAGAUGUGCCAUCUUUACUGUGUGAAGUCAAUACCAAAGCUAGGCUGACAUGUCUUGCUGUAUGGCUUGACCAAGCUUCAGAAAUGAAUGAAAAUUCUGAUAAAGCUGCAACAUCAUCUCAAGCAAAUGAAGAUGAAAAACCAUCAAUAGUCAGGAAAAAGAAAGUUUGUUGGACUGAUAAAAGUGAUAAAACAGCAAAAAGAAAGAGAAAAAUUACCCCAGAGAAGCAAAGAUUGGAAGCUCCACUGCAAAAGAAGAAAAAGAAACGGAAUAGCUCAACAUGAAGGCAGCUACUUUCUCUCCUGAAUAGAAAGUAAAUACUGGUCUUGCUGUAUUUGUUAUAAGGAUGUAAACCUCCAACAGGACAUACGCCUCCAAACUGAUCUGUUGUUUAAAAGUUACGAAUGUUUUUACUCUAAUAAAUUGACUGAUCAUUCUGGGAA